Fusarium subglutinans is the source of this 2343-nucleotide messenger RNA. RefSeq names its product hsp70. The record is from RefSeq and is a predicted model, not a curated record. The transcript has 6 exons. Bases 1 to 2343 code for a protein of 780 amino acids. Lineage: Eukaryota; Fungi; Ascomycota; Sordariomycetes; Hypocreales; Nectriaceae. Gene Ontology annotation, molecular function: ATP-dependent protein folding chaperone; ATP binding.
AUGAGUCUCAAUCUGCCAAUACGACCUAGCACAAGCAGCCAGCGGAACCGGGACAGUCGUAAUAAUUACUUCAACAGCUAUACCCCCCCAAGCUCCACGGAGGCUAUCAAUGGGCCUGUUAGAGAAUUGGUGAGGGAGCAGACGCCUCUGAAUGAUCGCUUGAUUGUGGGUGUUGAUUUUGGAACUACCUUUUCAGGUGUUGCUGCCGUAUACACUUCUACCCCUGAUGACAUAGAAAUCAUCAAGACUUGGCCUGGCGGCAAUGGUAUCACAUCGGACAAAGUCCCAACUGAGAUUGCCUACGACUUUCCUCCCAAUGCACCUCAAGGCACUGAACCAACAGUAAAAUGGGGGUUCCAGUUCAAGCCAGAGGAGUCACGUCUACGCUGUAUCAAGCUCUUUCUGGACCGAUCUCAAAAACUCCCCUUCUACGUCAGCCCGCUCGACACAGCCGCACAGCUCAAACGUUUCAACAAGAAUGUUGUCGACGCCGUGAGUGACUACUUAACUCAGAUCUACAAACAUACCAUGGAUACGCUCACCCGUAGGUACGGCGAGUCGUUCAUGGCGUCCACAAAAGUUGAGUUUGUACUCACUUGUCCGGCUGUUUGGAGUGAUGCUGCAAAGAACACCACGCUACAGGCUGCUGAGAGAGCGGGUAUGGGUUUGAGGUCUGAGAUUCAAAUGAUCAGCGAGCCUGAGGCUGCGGCUGUGUAUACGCUCAAGGCGAUCCAGCCGAAUCAUCUGAACGUGGGCGAUAAUUUCAUUGUUUGUGAUGCUGGAGGUGGUACUGUUGAUCUGAUCGCAUAUAAGAUCAUCUCCCUGAAGCCGCUCCGUGUAGAGGAGUCUGCGGUUGGAACAGGAGGGUUGUGUGGAAGUGCUUUCUUGAAUUAUCGAUUUGAAGAGCAUGUCAGAGGCCGUCUUGGCCAGACUCGCUUUGAUGAGAUGAAGGCUAAGAAAGGCAAGACGUGGCAAAUGGGUCUUCGAUACUUUGAAGAGUUCGUGAAACGGAACUUCAAUGAGGAUGAGCAUCAGGAAGUCAACGUUCCCUUCCCUGGUCUUCCUGACGACGAAGAGGCUGGGCUGGACUCAGGCUUCCUCGUCAUGACAGCAGAACAAGUCAAGGAAAUCUUCGAGCCUGUAGUUAAAGAGGUCUGCGACCUUGUCCAGGGUCAAGUCACAGGCCUUCGCUCCAAGGGAGGCAUUGUCUCCGGCAUCGUGCUAGUGGGAGGUUUUGGUCAGAGCGAUUAUCUAUAUCGCCGGCUCAAGAACCACUUUACAAGCGCUGCUCCGCCGCCGUACAGCGAAAGGCCUACACAUGCCAAUGCCAAUUCCACACAGGAGGCGGGCUCCAUUGAAGUGAUGCAGCCAGUGUAUGCUUGGACGGCGGUUGUGCGAGGUGCUGUUCUGAGGGGGCUGGAGGGCAACAUGGUCAUAUCUCGUAAGUCGAGAAUGCAUUAUGGUACAUCGUAUGCUACCGUGUAUGAUGAGGAUAAGCAUUCGGUCAGUGAGCGAUACUGGUCCCCCUUAUGGGAGCGCUGGAUGGUCUCUGACCGGAUGCAAUGGCAUAUUGCAAAGGGCGAGGCUCUCUCACCGCUCGCACCCAUCGCAUUCCACUACACACGCAACUUCCGCCCCGGUCAAUCCCUCAUCGUCACCGACGAUCUCAUAGCGUGCGACGCGGACGAACCACCCGCAGCAUACACUCGCGACCUGAUCCACGUGUGUACCCUCACAACAGAUCUCAACGCCGUUCCAAGGAGUUUGUUUACGAGAUUAACGACGACGAGAGGCGUCGAGUUUGAUAAUUUAGAUUUCACACUGGAGAUGAGGGUUGAGAGUGCGGGCUUGGGAUUUGAGCUGAAGGUUGAUGGGGUGAGCUUCCAAUGGCCCAAUCCCCAAGGCGUCUGCUGCUACCGCUCCUUCGACAACCCCAACGACCACUCCAUCAUCGCCAUCAAAGUCCCCUGGCUCCAAUGGCCCAACGACCCGCUAGAGGAUGUCCAUUCGCCCUGGUGGGUAAUCCGCGAUAAAUCUCUCGCAGCUGUGAGACUCUGGAAGAAGACUUUACUCGACAAGCUCUCGAGUGAGACAUAUCAUAAGCAUAUGAGGAUUAGUAGCAUUGUUCUUAUGAAUGAACAACUUAGACUUACUAUUGAUGAUUUGGGGGAUGGAGAUGAUCAUUUGAAGUUGUUCUAUGGAUUUGCCGCUGAUGAGAUUGCCAAGAUGAAAGAGGUCAAGGGGUUGGAUCUUGGGAGGGAGGUUAUUAAGUGGAUUGGGAAUGGGAAAGAUGCUGUUCCUGUUUUCAGGAGGGUUAGAACGAGAAACACAGAUCUUGUCUAA